CAUUCAUUUAUUCAAAGCUUUUCAAAGGGCUAAUUGAGAUCUUAAUUUUUAUUCGAAUCUUAAAACUUUGAAGGGCCGAGCGAGAAUUUGCCGGCAAACUAAAAACAGCUUAUAAAUAGAAGUAAGUGAGAUCUGGAUCGCAGACUUAACCCAACAUGGAGUCUGUUUCUGGUGGCGUGGCGUACGGUCUCAAGUAUCAGGCAAGGUGCAUUGCCAAUGUCACUGUGGAUUCGCACAACACAACUUUCUUAUUAGGGACUCUCUCUCCUCGCGAUGACAACGAGGUCCAUUUAAUCCAGAUUUCACCAUUUGGUACAGAACUCACAUGUGAAGGACUAUAUUCACAUCCACACGAGAUCUGGGAUCUUGCUUCUUGCCCGUUUGAUCGUCAUGUUUUUUCAACAGUUUAUGCAUCAGGUGGUAAUUAUGGGGCUGCUUUGUGGAGAAUGCCUGAAGUUUCUAUGCAGCAUAAUGCUCCUCAGAUAGAACAGAUUGCCUCCCUUGAUGCACAUACCCAUAAGAUACAGUGUACACUAUGGUGGCCGUCAGGUAGGCACGAUCAGCUGGUGAGCAUUGAUCAAGAGACCUUUUAUUUGUGGAGCUUAGAUUCCUCAACAGAGUCUGCAAAGGUGCUAUCAAAAGAAUCAGCUGGCAUGGUAAAUUACAUUUAUGGAGGAGCAUGGGAUCCACAUGAUAUAAGUAUUCUUUCAAUUGCAUGCGAGUCUUCCAUCCAGUUUUGGGAUCUACGCUCAAUGAAGCAGAUAAACUCAAUAGGGCAUCCCCAAGUUCGUGAUGUAGACUACAAUCCCAAUAAGCAGCACAUAGUUGUCACAGCAGGAGAAGAUUCACAAAUUCGCAUAUGGGAUUUGAGAAUGCCUCACAUGCCUCUCAAAGAGCUUACCGGACACACUCACUGGACAUGGCGUGUCCAGUAUAAUCCUGCAUAUGAUGAGUUUAUUUUGAGUGCAGGCACAGACUCUACUGUGAACUUGUGGCAGACAUCACCAAUUCAAGGUGGAGAAUCAAGAGGAUUAAGUCCGUUAGAGUCGCCUAUGGACCCAGUGGAUCCUUUGGUCAGGUCAUACAGCGACUUUGAGGAUAGCGUCUAUGGUAUUGCUUGGAGUUCCCAAGAACCAUGGAUCUUUGCUUCCCUAUCAUACGAUGGAAGAGUGGUUGUGGAAUCUGUGCCUCAAAAUACACUGAAGGAAAUGAAAAAAGCACAGAAAAUGUAGCAUCAGCAAAUUCAGCAAAUGGCACACUACAUUUUUUUUAAGGAAUUCUGUUAAUUUCUUCCCACAUUGCAAAUAUUUUUUUAUUGAGUACUUUAGUAUUGUCAAUUUCAUGUACACACGUGUUCCAAGAAAAUAUACUACAUAGUUUUUGGAGGGGAAUCUGCCUGUUGAUAGUUUUGUCAGGCCUAUGACAGACAAGAUGACAAGCAAUUUUCCCCACUUGAGUGCUAAUCUUUUUACACCCACAGCCUAUGCUAGAGCCACAUCCUCCAAUCGUCUGAAUUUAGUGAAAAGAACUGAUGCAUGUUCUUACAACUAUACACAACUCAAAUUCUAGAAAUUCAUAUGUUUUUUUCAGUAUUUAAUUUUUAGGAUAAUAAGUAUUCAAAUUGGUUAUCCCGUAUUGCUCGUCUUCCUAACAUAAGAAACAGCAUGUUUGUAUAUUACAAAUGGAGUGUUUUGUAUACAUGGAUGAUAUAUUGCUCAUUAUCAUUUGAGUAUGGGCAGUUACUGUAAUCUUGUAUACCAUUUCAAGUGAAUUUUUAUAUAAUAUAAUAACAAGGACAUGAAAGAACCACACUUUAUGUUA
Messenger RNA from Cryptomeria japonica (Japanese cedar), 1821 nucleotides. Its product is annotated as WD repeat-containing protein DWA2. The record is from RefSeq and is a predicted model, not a curated record. The transcript is spliced from 13 exons. The coding region runs from base 156 to 1232 and encodes 358 amino acids. Lineage: Eukaryota; Viridiplantae; Streptophyta; Pinopsida; Cupressales; Cupressaceae. Gene Ontology annotation, molecular function: protein binding. Gene Ontology annotation, biological process: protein ubiquitination.